CGAAAUGAUAAACGGCCAGACGAAACUCUCGUGCAAGAAAGGAUCUAAUCUAUAAUGUAACGCAAUCGUUGACGCGCUGUGCCACGUUGAAGGUUCCCGAUCGCGGCAUCUUGACAUUUUAGUGUCGUUAAAACUGCGAAACUCGACUGGGGCAGCUAUGAACUUGUGACAGUGUCAAACAAUCUUUAUUUCAAAAAGAUAUGAGACGGUAAAUGGAAAGACAAUGCUGAAUACGAUAUUACGAGUCGUUUGUGAAAACCAUGUGACGUUACAAAAAUCUGUAAUAUCAGAGCGAAACGAGAAAAUUCUGUUCCAUUGAAUUGAAUAAAUUUAAAUAAAUUACAAAGUGAAAUUGGAAAAUAUAAAAUAAUGAAAACAAAGACAAACGCUGAACACAUUGUUGGGAAUCGUUUGUGAAAACUACGUUUCUGACGUGACGUUUCAAACAUCUGUAAUAUACCGCAGUAAUCAAUUUCGGUGACUGGACGACCGAAAAAUAAAACGAGAAAGUCUUGUUCUAUUAAAUUAAAACGUGCGCGCGCGUUUACCAUCGGUUACCAUUGUACUCGUUGCGAGGGAAAAGGCGAGCGGCGAGAUAUUUUAAAAAUUUAACGACGCUGUAAACGCGCUAAGAGUAUGCUAAAGAUAUCUCGAUCUGAGGCGCUGUCGUAAAUCAUGAAAAUACUAAAACUGAAGGAUUUAUGCCGUCUAAUAAAUAUAACAGUAACAAGUGCCAGCAAGUGUAACAUAAAUAAGUAGAUAACACUAUACGUAAUGAAGCACAAUACAUAUUUGUAUUAUAUCAGGGCUACCCAUAUAAGUAAUAUCGUUUUUUGAUGCAAAAUUUUAUUCUAUUUAAGAAUUAAUACAGUUUUAAUCUAUAAUGUAAUUUAACAAUAAGUAUACUAGAUGCCAAUGUAUUUAACUAUAUAUGUUAUGUUGAAUAACUAUAUAGAUUGUGUUAUAAUAAGUUAAAUUAUUGUCACUAGAUGGCAAUGUUUAUUAAAUUUGAAGAAAUUAUUACGGGUAACGUAGAUAUGUUCAUAAUUGCCAUUUCCCUCAAUGUCACAACAAUAAUAAAUGCUAGCAAAUAUAACGUAACAAGGUAGACAACACAAUAAAAUGAAGGACACUUGCGGAGAAAUGGGACUGGCGGAGAGAGAGGCCGAAAUGCAGGAGCUAGAAACCUCAAGACCCGGUCGAUCGCGAGACCUGUUCGGUGUGCAGCUCGAGCAAGGGCAUCGAACUCCGACGUUCGACGUUCGGUAUCCUUGUCGAGGCCAGAGACGAAUUCGACCCGGAAUCGAUAGGCCACCAUUCACCGUGCAAGGUGGUACUUUGCAAAUUCAAUAGUCACUUUUGCCGAGAGCGCGAGCACGGGCCAGUGAGAGGCACGACCCAGAAAACGCGCCAGUACUAGAACAAAUGGCCACUUGAAACCGAAACAGCCAAAGAAAGUCCGUUGCACUCUCUUUUUUCGCCGAUCGAUCGAUCGAUUCGUUGAUCUUGCCUCUCUGUCUCUCACUGAUUCCUCCACGAAUCUGGAUUAACUCUUCCAAAAAUUUUUCCUCGUCUUUUCGUGGAUUCGAGUUUUAUUGAAAUUAUUAAAAAUAUUAUUGAAGAACGAUUAAUCGUGAAAUUUGUUCACAGAACAAUGUGGAUUCAAUCCAAUUUCAAAAUUUACAUUACCA
Messenger RNA from Frieseomelitta varia, 1691 nucleotides. RefSeq lists its product as uncharacterized. Bases 1123 to 1353 code for a protein of 76 amino acids. NCBI's taxonomy places the organism in Eukaryota, Metazoa, Arthropoda, Insecta, Hymenoptera, Apidae. The record is from RefSeq and is a predicted model, not a curated record. The transcript is spliced from 3 exons.